Dreissena polymorpha is the source of this 8475-nucleotide messenger RNA. Its product is annotated as multiple PDZ domain protein-like. Gene Ontology annotation, molecular function: protein binding. Bases 301 to 6942 code for a protein of 2213 amino acids. The record is from RefSeq and is a predicted model, not a curated record. The transcript is spliced from 43 exons. NCBI's taxonomy places the organism in Eukaryota, Metazoa, Mollusca, Bivalvia, Myida, Dreissenidae.
ACCCAAACAGUGAGAGACACUGAAAAAGAAGGAAAGAGAGAGAGAGCAGAGAGAGAGAGAGCGUUAGAAUUAAGACAUGGGAGCCUGCAAGAACGCGAUCAGUUGCUGGCGAUCGAUGGGCAGCCCCUAGACGUCUCUCACCAGGAGGCCAUCAAGAUCCUGCAGCAGACCGCGGGUAUCGUGGAGAUUGUGGUGGCCCGUGGGCCUGCCCCCCACUCCCCCAGCCUGCGCACCCCGCCCGGCGCUGACCUGACUGAUACAGACCACACUGCCACACAGCCCAACAGUCUGGAAACAGAUAUGUUGAACACAGAAUGGACACAGAUUGAAGUUAUUGACCUUAUUAACGACGGCACAGGACUGGGUUUCGGAAUUAUUGGAGGGCGCAGUACGGGCGUGGUCGUCAAGACGAUACUCCCUGCAGGCGUGGCUCACGUGGAUGGUCGACUGCACAGCGGUGACCACAUCAUACAGAUCGGCAAUGUUGAUGUGCGGGGAUACGGCUCCGAACAGGUGGCUCAGGUGCUGCGCCAGGCCGGUAGCCAUGUGCGCCUCAUUGUGGCUCGACCAAUCAAUGAGCCCUCAGGGGACCUGAACCCAGAGGCCCCCAUCGUUCCCACGGUACACCUGAACGAACACCUGGAGCAGAUCAUGGACCUGCUGGCCAAGCAAGAUCAGAUGAUCAUUGAGAAGCAGGCGGAAAUGGACCAGCACUUUCUUUAUGAGCGUCAGCAGCAACGGCAGCGGGAUAUGAUGCUCAACGUGGACAUUCACGUGCCUCAAUACCAGGAUGAACUGUCUACGCCCGAGGUGGUCUAUUUUGACGUGACGCUGAUUAAGGAUGCCCAACAUGGUCUCGGGAUUACGAUCGCUGGAUAUAUCGGUCGCGAUAAUGAACCAGAUGACCUCUGUGGUAUAUUCGUGAAGAGCAUUGGGAAAGGAAGCGCAGCAGAGCAGGACGGCCAGAUUCAAGUGAACGACCAGAUUAUUGAGGUGAACGGUCAGGCACUUCAAGGUUUCACCAACCAUCAGGCCGUGGAUGUUCUGAAGAACACAGGGCAGAAAGUAAACCUGAAACUUGCACGCUAUGUGCACGGCGCCAAGUUUCAGAAGCUACAAGAGUACCUCGCCCAGCCCCAGGUGUACACCCAGCCUGCUUCCGUGCACCCUGCGGUGAACCCAGAGGUCACCAUGGAGACGCGGACCCUACAGGGUCAAGGCCAGCAGCCAAUAGUCGACCCGGAGGAUGUAGACCUCCAGCAGGUGUCAGACGACAUGGAAGGGGAGCUUACUCCAGACAUCGAAGCGGCAAUCAGUUCGUGUUGGGAGCCCAUAGUUGGGGAUGAAUUUGAUAUUGUGGUCGCCCAGCUGUCAAAGUUCAAGGAGAGCAGUGGUCUGGGUAUAAGCCUGGAGGGAACGGUGGACGUAGAGAAUGGGGUGGAGGUACGCCCCCACCACUACAUCCGCGCCAUACUGCCUGACGGACCCGUAGGCGUCAACGGGAGACUUCGCAGUGGAGACGAGCUACUUGAGGUGAAUGGAAAGCGUCUUCUGGGAUUGAACCACAAGGAGGUUGUGGGAAUUCUUAAGCAGCUGCCUCAGAACGUCCGUCUAGUGUGCGCUCGCAAGAAAACGCUUCUCAAUGGGAACGAAAACUAUGCAGAACCAGAGUCUGAAUUCCAGACUCCUUCGCUAAACUCUGGUGCCCCUUUCGAGGUUGCGACUGAGCGUCUUGUGAAAUCUAAAUCAGACAAUGCACUCUCUGAGCCAGCAGCUCAAUCAAACUUGGCUGGCAAAAAGUCGAGGUCGCUGGAACCGCUGAGCGGACUGGCAAUGUGGAGUAAAAAUACGAUGGUGAUAGAACUGCGCAAGGGCGAUAAAGGGCUGGGAUUUAGCAUUCUGGACUACCAGGAUCCAGUGAACCCUGGUGAAACUGUGAUAGUGAUCCGUAGCCUUGUACCAGGCGGUGUGGCCCAGCUUGAUGGUAGACUGGUGCCCGGUGACCGUCUCAUCUUUGUGAAUGAAGUCAACCUGGAGAGUGCCACACUUGAGGAGGCUGUGCAGACUCUUAAAGGUGCUCAAAAGGGUGUGGUACAGAUAGGGGUGGCCAAGCCGCUUCCUCUAAGCGGGGACUUCCAGAAGGGCCAGGGGGAGGAGCAAGAUGAUGGGGAGGAGAUUGUUGCUGACACCAAUAUAUCAGCCUACGCCACCCAGCCUAUGCAUGAGCCCGUCCCGCAUGGCGUUACCCACAAUUACAUGAACUUACAAGAACUUGAAGCUGCAAACAGUCUUCCAAUACUGUCGGGUCUAGCGCGAUCCCAGGGGUCCUUUUCUUCACAGAGUUCUGAAAGCGUUGCAGACGACGAAAUUACUGACCAGGUUCAUGACCUUUCGGGUCAAGGUCAUGGUCGCAACCUUUCGGAUGUAGACAAAGGUCAGGCUGUCAAACAUGGCCGUACUGAGAGCAAGGACAGUUUUUAUGAGUCUGAUAAAGAAGAGUUGUCUUUCUCGAUGCCGCCAAAAACUGUAGUGGAUUCAGUACCUCGUGAUGAAAGGCCACAGCUGAAGGAGAAGCCUCAGACAAAAAUGAGGCCAGUGCCGUUACCGCGGCGAUCAGAAAACCAUUCCUACGAAAAUGAAGAUGCCAUUGAAUUGUUGAAAGAGCAUGAGGAUUCCAUCAAGGUGGGUUUAAUGGUGCAGGAAUCCAUGCCCAUGUCGGCGGCAGAACUUGAGCUUAGUUAUGACGACUCGACCUUGAAGUCGAUGGUACUGAAACAGAACUUUGUGAAAGCUGGUGGAGACUACAUGGACAUAACGGAUUCUGGGAAUACGUCUCUUGCUCCUUUACCAUCGUACGAAGAGGCAGUAUCGGGCGAUGUGGAGUUUUUCAACAUGGACGACCUGGAAGCGCCCCCUGUACCCACUCGUGAUGACUCGCACGCGGCUAUGGUUACAAAGUCAGUUUCGAGCGAUAGCUCGUCUUCGUCCGAUGAGCCCCCUGUAUCUGCGGUAGUUAAGCCUGUGAGAAAGCCCAAAACACCCCGACCUUCUCCGAGAAACAACACCACCAACAAGGAUUCACCGAGAAAUUCACGGCCCCGCCCUCCCAUACCCCCUAAACCUAAGUCUGCCCCUGUUGGGUCGCCUCAGGGCAAGGAUGAGCCACCCCCACUUCCAGUUUCAUCACCACCACCAAUUGCUGCUUUAGACAAGGAAACUAAGGAUUUGUUAGAGUGGAUUGCGCCGGUAAGCCAAUCCUUUGACCAGAAUCCAUCACGAACGUCUCCUGGUGUUGUUUCCAUGACGACCAGUGUAGAGAGUUCGUUGCCUAGUGACCAAUCGACGGUGAUAGACCAGACAAACGCUCUCAAUCAGUCCUCCUCAUCAGAUACAUUUAACACAAGUGACCUUAAGGCUGCGUCAGCAUCAUCUUCCUCUACGUCGCGCACUGCUUCGCCGGGCAUGUCCCCACUAAGCUCUCCCGGCCUGGCGCGAUCCUUAUCAGGACCUGAAGCAUUUCCCAUCUCCCUCGAGAAGCGUGUCUUACUGAAGAGAUCUCAGAAUAACCUUGGAAUUAUUAGAAUGGAUUUUCUUGGUAUGACAGUGGAAGCAACGGACAAAGGUUUCAACGGUUGUGUGGUGAAGACUCUCACUAAGAGUGGGGCAGUCUUUAAGGACGGGAAGAUUAAGGUGGGCGAUUAUAUCAUGUCGAUCAACAACGAAAGCAUGCGUCGGAUUACCAAUGCUCAGGCUCGCGUGAUACUGCGGCGGAUGUCUCUCAUGAACAAUACAGAUAUCAGCAUCACCUAUGUGAGCGCCGCCGAUGGUGCAGCUCACCUAGCAAUGGUUGCCAAGCGACCGCCGGAGAGUCCCAACUCGCCCAAGAUGAUGACUUCACCAAAGUCAACUCUUAGCCCAAUAACAAAACGAGCCUCAAGUAGUGCAUCCGACGGGAGCAACCCCUCGUCCCCACUUGCCUCGCCCCGCAAGACACCCAUGUCACCCACCCAGAAGACCUCACCCAUUCAGGAAGACCAGACCCCUAGUAGCGAGAGCCUUAAGACGACCCCUACAAAGGCUAAGGAGACCAUUGUUGUUGCUGGGAACCAGACAUGGGGACCGCCCAGGCUUGUUGAGCUGUACAGAGAACCAGGCAAAACCCUGGGAAUCAGUAUUGUGGGUGGCCGUGUGGACAUGUUCCACAUGACUGAGGAGCACAUGAUCUCAGGAAUCUUCAUCAAACACGUGCUUGAGGACAGUCCAGCCGGCCGCAAUGGAACCCUCAAGACCGGAGACAAGAUCCUUAAAGUUGACGGGAAGGACUUGAGAAACGCCACCCACGACCAGGCAGUAGAGACAAUACGGAAUGCAAGCAACCCCGUCAAGUUUGUGGUACAGAGUCUUACAGACCCUGCCUGUCCUCGCGACAUUGAUUCUGACAGGAAGUCAGUGCAAUCGUAUGACGAGGCAGCGCAACAACUCUCGCUGCAGACCCAAGCAGAAGUCACAAAGGUUGUGGCAGGGGUAACAAAGGUCACAGCAGAAGUCACAAAAGUUGCCCCACUUGCUGAGGAGCCACCGAUACAGACCAGCUCGCCUGUGAGACAACUUGAGACUGGACCCCCACCAGAAGUUCCUGACACAGCGAGCGAUACUAGGCAACAGCUGGAGGAAGAUGUAGAUGAAUAUGGCUACUCUAUGGAACGUAUUCAACGCCGCUAUGGUGACCUGAACGGGGAGCUGCAUCUGGUGGAUCUUGUGCGAGGAACCAGCGGGCUGGGAAUCAGCCUUGCAGGCAACAAGGACCGCAACACGAUGAGCGUCUUUGUUGCCGGGAUACAACCGGACAGCGCUGCAGACCAAGAUGGCCGCAUCAUCGUGGGUGAUGAGCUGCUGGAGGUGAAUGGCAAUGUCCUAUAUGGUCGAAGCCACCUCAACGCCUCCGCGAUUAUCAAAGGACUCACAACACCUGUGAUUAAAAUAGUUCUCCUGAGGAGAGAUGACAAUCUGGAGAGAAUGGCUGUGAAGCCUCAGAAGUUGACCUCGCCUGUCCUCAAACAUGAUCAAAAAGGAGAGGUCAACCAGCUGAGUAGCCCCUCCUCUGACCCCGCGACCUUGAGCCCCACUCCCUCGGAGGAGAGACCCCCUGCCCCACUGGCCGUCAACACACCCCAGACACAGGACGUCAUACAAGUGAUCAGUCUCAACAAGGGACCAAGUGGCCUGGGGUUUGCAAUUGUUGAGGAGAGUCCAGAGGGCCGGCCCGGGAUCUAUGUGCGCAACAUCACAUAUGGGGGCGUGGCCGAGAGGGACGGGCGCCUCUCGGUCGGGGAUCAGCUACUUGAGGUUCAGGAUAAAAACCUGCAGGACGUCCAUUAUGAUAAGGCUAUCAAAAUUCUACGCAAACUUCAAGGCACAGUGAGAUUAAAGUUGCGAAAAUGCAAUAAUGAUCUGACCCAGCUUGCUCAAAACAAUGUCCAUGGGCCAAUCACUCUGUCUAAUCCUCCAGGUGAAUCCUCUACUGAUCCCAGCACAGCCAUUCAGACGUCAGAACAGGAGUCACAUGACCCACUCACCUGUCCCAUAAUUCCUGGACAGGAAACAUUCAUCACCAUAGAGAAGGGUGGGACAGGGCUAGGCCUGAGCAUCGUUGGGGGCUCUGACACACUUUUAGGGGCCAUUAUCAUUCAUGAGGUUUAUGAGGAGGGGGCUGCAGCUAGGGACGGAAGAUUGUGGGCAGGAGAUCAAAUACUUGAGGUGAAUGUUGAAAAUCUCCGUGAGGCUACACACGACUAUGCAAUUCAAGUGUUACGCCAGACCCCACCAACAGUUAACAUGCUCGUGUUCCGUGACGACGCGCACGUGAAAGAAGAAGAUAUCUACGAUAUCUUCACAGUGGAACUCGUGAAAAAGCCAGGCAAGGGUCUUGGACUGAGUAUUGUAGGAAAGCGAAAUGACGUUGGUGUUUACAUAUCAGAUAUUGUGAAAGGCGGCGCGGCGGAGUCCGAUGGGAGACUGAUGCAGGGCGACCAGAUUCUGUCUGUGAACACAGAGGAUAUGAGGAGUGUUACACAGGAAUAUGCAGCUGCUGUGCUCAAAACCACUAUGGGUAAGGUGAGCCUCACAGUCGGGCGUUUGAAAGCGGGCUCACGUACCUCGUCACGUAAAAACUCAAACAACGCAGGCUCCAGCCUCCAGAAAUCAGCCUCCUCUGCCAGCAAUAAGUCCAAAGGAAAACAUUCGAAAAAAGGCAGCGAGGACAUGAGUCACAUACGGGUUGUGGAGCUGGAGCAGGACGCCCAGGGCUCCCUGGGGCUCAGUAUUGCAGGUGGCAUGGGCUCCUCCCUGGGCGACAUGCCCAUCAUGGUGGCCAACCUGACCCCGGGGGGACCAGCUGAGAGGUCACGCAAGCUCAAGGUUGGAGACAAAAUCCUCAGUGUGAACGGUGUCAGCAUGGAGAAGAUGGACCACGACCAGGUGGUCACAUUGCUCAAGUCUGCGCACGGACCAAUCACAUUGCAUGUCACACAGGGUGAGGCUACAGCAGUGAGUGUCAGUGGCCGCUCCUCCUCUACGCGGGGCUCCACACGGGGCAGCAGCAGCACCCCGAAGGUGGCCCCGCCCACCACCCCAACCCCUCAGGAAAACAACGUGUUCACUGAUGAAGAGGUAUCAGACCAGUACAAGACUAUUGUCCUGGAGCGCGGCGCUGAUGGCCUUGGCUUCUCAAUCGUAGGAGGUCACGGCAGUCCGCAUGGUGACCUUCCAAUCUACGUGAAAAACGUCUUCACCAAGGGGGCAGCAGCAGAGAACGGCCAAUUGAAACGCGGCGAUCAGAUUUUGUCAGUGAACGGGGCCAGUUUGGAGGGGCUUACGCAUGAGGAGGCAGUUAAUAUUCUGAAAAAUGCAAAAGGUUCUGUGAUAAUGAAUGUGUUGUCCUAGCAGCUGCAACUGGUGUGACCCUUUAUAACCAUAACAACUCAUGGUGAAGGAUAUUUUAUGGAACAGCCUAAAGCAUUUUUUUGAUAUUCAUCAUUUUGCACUUUUCAACAGUUUAGCAUUUAUUGUCUCCAAUUUUUCUGGUAUAAUUAAAUUCAUGUUAAUGUUUUAUUUCAUUAUAUGCACUAUGAGAUAUUAAAUUCAUAUUUUAUAAAGAGCUGCUUGUUCUUGAAUGUGCCAUAAUGAAAAUUGUGGUCAAAUAAAACUUUUCCAAUUUUAAAUCAGUUAUAUGAACAUUGCUUGUUGUAGAGGUUUUAAACAUGUAGACCGGUUGUAACAAGAACUUGUAUAUAUUACAAAUAUCAAAAUAUUUCUUAUAUUCAAUAAAAUGGUCUAGAAUUUAUCAAAAUAGCAAAAAUCUUUGUACUAAGUUAGUUUCAGGUAAAGGGAAUUUUUAGAUUGCAAUAUACAAUUGCGUACGUAACAGACCAAUUUAUAUGGUUAUGUGUUUUAGAUAGAUAGAAAAUACAAAACAUGACUUUGUAUGGAGUUAUAACAAUAUUUUUGUCUUUAUUCUGCUGUCUAUUCCAUAGUUUAUUACUAGUUGUGGUUUUAAUGUUACACUGAUUUGUUUUUGUUUGUUUAAUAUUUUUAUAUUAAAAUGGUUGUGAAUUUAGGCAUGUGUAUAUCUGUAUUGUAGUUCAUGGUGGCCGAAAUAAAUACUGAACCCACCCAUAAAACAGUUUCGAUAACAAUCAACAUUUCAUAAAACAGAAGACAUGCAAAAAGUAGUAUUUUCAGAAAAAAUAUCAUUUUUCCUUAAAUUUUGUUUUUCACCAUUCCAUAAGUCCAUAAGUGAAUUAUGAUUUGUAAAUGAUACUUGUAAAAGAUUUAAAAUGAUCAUUAACUAACAUAAUAUCGAAAUAUUUAUUUAUGUAAAAAAUAUAGAGAAAGAAAAACAGAACUGUAUAGCUAUAUAAUUUCAAACUUAUAUAAAUGAAUAACAGGACUUCUGCUCAUUUUAAUUCAGACUUAAACUUUAAUUUUUCCACAACUAAUUGACAAACACUGCUCUAAAUUUACUGAAAUUCUUAAAGCAUUUUAAUACCUUAUAUAACUUAUUUAAUAAUCUUCAACACUUUGUUCUGUAGAUUUACAUGACCAUCUGCAAAUCAUGUAUGUUUUUUGCAAUUAUUAUUCCCUUUUAAUGUUUAUCCAAUUAAAUGUCUUAACAUUCCAUCUUCUGUUAAAAUAUCAACCGUUUCCUUUCAAUAAUUGUUAAACAUUGAUGUACAUACUAGUACAUGUUAGAAAAUGUUUUAUGCAACUGUAGUUAGUUUCAUAUUAGAAAAUAGUUGCCAGUCUGUGUUUAGUAUUAAAAUUGCAGUGUUAAACUAUGUUGCCACUGCUUUCUAUAGUUAUUUGAAUAUUGUUAUCGUUUUGCACUUUUACAUUUAGUUGAAUUGUGCAUUUAAUUCUCAUAUCUAUAUUAUAACCUUUACAAACAAGAUUCCGUAAUAAAUGAAAACACUGAAA